AUGUCAAGUAAAAUUUGGUCAUCCAACUGGCGUCGUCCCUCAAAUCUACCAUUUCCGCAAAUCUGGCACACUUUCACGGCUCCUGAUUUGGAUGGAACUUCCGUUUCUUACGAAAUUCGUGACUUACCGCCUUUACGAUUUUCAGAAGCAUGCGAACUCAUGAUCGAACACUACAUUCCCGAUGAACCUCUGGCUCGUAUCAUGAAGCUCAAAGACGAACCGGAUUCCGUGAACGAAUAUGUUGAAUUAUGGCGAAUGGCGAUGCAGCAAGGAAUUGUUGUUGGUUGCUUCAAAGACGACGAAUUAGUUGGUGUGAAUAUGACGGGAGUUUUGUCGAAAAGUGACGAAUUGCGAGAUCACAAGUACCGAGGAAAAGCCUUUCAUUUCACGAUUGAGCUUUAUUUGUGGUUAUUGCAACAAUUUGACAUGUAUGAGAAAUUCGGGAUUGAUUCGUUUUUACUUGGAUACGGGAUGGGAGUGCAAAGAAAGUACAGAUAUCGAGGAAUUGCAACGGAAUUUUUGAAAGGGAGAAGACCGAUGUUGGAAGCGAUUGGAGUUCCGUAUACGACGACGAUGUUUACAUCUGGAGGAACACAAAAGGCAGCAACGAAAGCGGGAUAUACUACUUUUUAUGAGAUCAAAUAUGAAGAAUGCAUUAAAAUGGGAUAUCCUUUGAAAGGUAUCGAAGUUGAGAGUGUAAAAAUGCAAGGAUGUGGAAUUGAAAAUUGA
This is a messenger RNA of Culicoides brevitarsis, 729 nucleotides long. RefSeq lists its product as uncharacterized. Gene Ontology annotation, molecular function: N-acetyltransferase activity. The record is from RefSeq and is a predicted model, not a curated record. Bases 1 to 729 code for a protein of 242 amino acids. Lineage: Eukaryota; Metazoa; Arthropoda; Insecta; Diptera; Ceratopogonidae. The transcript is spliced from 2 exons.